CUGUCGGUGGGUACCGCGAUACUCCGACACUCCGCGGUCCGCGUUUGAUUCAUAUCAGAUAUUUUACUAUUUAACGAAAGGAAAUUGGUGAAAAUGUCGACCUUACCUCACAGCAAGAAGCGUGUCUGCUACUACUACGACAGUGAUAUUGGGAAUUACUACUAUGGGCAAGGACAUCCAAUGAAACCACAUCGUAUAAGGAUGACACAUAAUUUACUUCUCAAUUAUGGUCUUUACAGGAAAAUGGAAAUAUAUCGUCCACAUAAAGCUACUGCGGAUGAAAUGACAAAAUUUCAUAGCGACGACUAUAUUAGGUUCCUGAGAUCUAUCAGACCUGAUAACAUGUCUGAAUAUAACAAACAAAUGCAACGCUUUAAUGUGGGGGAAGAUUGUCCUGUUUUCGACGGUCUGUAUGAGUUCUGUCAAUUAUCAGCUGGAGGGUCAGUAGCUGCUGCUGUGAAAUUAAACAAGCAGGCCUCAGAAAUUUGCAUAAACUGGGGCGGUGGUUUACAUCAUGCCAAAAAGAGUGAGGCGUCCGGUUUCUGCUACGUAAAUGACAUUGUAUUAGGGAUAUUGGAACUGCUCAAGUAUCAUCAAAGAGUUUUAUAUAUCGAUAUCGACGUUCAUCACGGUGAUGGUGUAGAAGAAGCCUUUUAUACAACAGACAGAGUCAUGACCGUUUCCUUUCAUAAAUACGGCGAAUAUUUCCCUGGUACUGGCGACCUAAGAGAUAUUGGGGCAGGAAAGGGAAAGUAUUAUGCAGUUAACAUACCACUAAGAGAUGGUAUGGAUGAUGAAAGCUAUGAGUCAAUAUUCGUACCCAUUAUUUCAAAAGUAAUGGAAACUUUCCAACCCUCCGCAGUGGUCCUUCAAUGUGGUGCUGAUUCAUUAACAGGUGAUCGGUUAGGUUGUUUCAAUUUGACAGUAAGAGGUCAUGGAAAAUGCGUCGAGUUUGUAAAAAAAUAUAACUUACCUUUCUUAAUGGUUGGAGGCGGUGGAUACACGAUUAGGAAUGUAUCUAGAUGCUGGACAUACGAAACUUCGGUAGCCCUCGGCUCUGAAAUCGCAAACGAACUACCUUACAAUGAUUACUUCGAGUAUUUCGGGCCUGACUUCAAACUGCACAUUAGUCCCUCAAAUAUGGCAAACCAGAAUACUCCUGAAUAUCUUGAAAAGAUUAAGACUAGAUUAUUUGAGAACCUAAGAAUGUUACCUCACGCACCGGGCGUACAGGUUCAACCGAUUCCAGAAGACGGUGCAGUUAUCGAGGAUUCUGAAGCCGAGGAAAAAUUAAAUCCUGAUGAAAGAUUACCACAGCGGGAUUUAGACAAGAGGAUACAACACGAGAACGAAUAUAGUGAUAGCGAAGACGAGGGUGAAGGUGGACGUAGAGAUAAUAGAUCAUUUAAGGGUUCUAGAAAACGACCUCGCCUAGAAAAGGGACAAGAGGGUAUGGAAGGUGAUCUAAAGAAGGAAGAGGAUAUAAAAUCCGAACCAAAAGAAAACGAAAAAGAUGAAAAAACAAAUGUCACUAAUGAGGAAACAAAGAAAGACGCCGGUGCGAAUCCCUGAUAGAUAAUUUUUCUUUCUGAAACAAAAAUGGAAAAGAUUCUUAUUUAAAUCAAGCAUAGAUAAGCGUAGGUAACUUAAGUCAAUAAAAUUACGAUAUACAGACGUUCGUUGCCUCGAAUUCGAAAUUUGAUUUUAAAUAAUUACUAUGAUUGGUAUAAUAAUGAUAAUAAUUAAAAAAUGCGUACUAUCAAUAAAGAGACAGUGGUGGUUAUAUUAUCGAUCGGACUCGAGGCAAGCGUAACUUUUACAUAGUUAUACACAUAUUCAAGCGUGUAAUCUACACCGCAGACGAUGAGCAAUUUUUAUUAUUAUUUUUAUUUUUUUUUUUUGUUUCAUUAAAAGUAUUAUCUAACACUUUUUAAUGACUAACUUACCGGAUAAUAGAUUUUUCAAUUUUUCUCAAAUUAUGUGAAUCAUAUGUGAGAUAAGUAAUAUCUUAUGAUCUGAUCACAAGAUCUUCGCAUUAAUUUAGGAUUGACAAAUUUGACUAGUCAAAUGAGAUGAAGAAAUGUGUCUGACGGCGUGCUGCAUACGCAUCGACUGAAAACCUACAUUUCUCAGAGUUAAUUAUCACCAAGAUCAUAAGAUAUAAAUAACUUAUCAAUAUGUCAAAUUUAUUAUUAGUACGUCCCGAUAAAUUAUACAACUAAUAAUGAUAAUACGUUGUGAAUUAGCUGUUCAUUACUCAUCACGUAAAUUUGUUCGAGCCGUUCAAUUAGAGUAAUUGAGAUAUAGUUUGAGGAAAACGCGAUUGUACAAUGAAUUAGUAUUAUCAAUCAAUCAUAGAUUUCUUUUUGUUUCCUACUCUUGUACAUAAAAGUAAAAUCAUAUUUUAACAAUAUCCUACAUGCAGUACUGUAAUAACAAUAUAAUGAUAUUCUUUUUUAUAUAUAUAUAAAGCAUUUUAUUUUAUACAUGCGAAAUUAAACGAUCAGCAAAGGAGGAGAUGCGACAGGAA
Ceratina calcarata is the source of this 2530-nucleotide messenger RNA. It is a transcript of the gene HDAC1, whose product is annotated as histone deacetylase 1. The transcript has 9 exons. The record is from RefSeq and is a predicted model, not a curated record. Bases 94 to 1572 code for a protein of 492 amino acids. Gene Ontology annotation, biological process: heterochromatin formation. Gene Ontology annotation, cellular component: NuRD complex. Lineage: Eukaryota; Metazoa; Arthropoda; Insecta; Hymenoptera; Apidae. Gene Ontology annotation, molecular function: histone deacetylase activity.